Molecule: messenger RNA, 1806 nt
Organism: Linum tenue
Lineage: Eukaryota; Viridiplantae; Streptophyta; Magnoliopsida; Malpighiales; Linaceae
Source: the annotation of a GenBank genome assembly
CGUCAUUUUACAGCAGCAAAUUGAGCUGCUGGGAUGUCUUGGUUUUUUGCUGUGCAAUCAUGCUAAGGACACUCCAUGACCGUUUCUUCUCCUCACUUUUUUCUCCCUCUCUCUGCAAUUGCCUUUAUGGCCUUAUAAAUAAUCACAUGCCUGAUUCCUUCUCAUCUUCUCUCUCUCUCCCUCCACGUUUUCCCCACACACUCACUUUUCCUCCUACCUAUCUCUCCACUUUCCUUCCUUCCUUCCUUUCCAUAUGGACACCAAAGUACUAUCCUCAGGUGUCCCCUUCUCCCACCUCCCACAAAGCUACGUCCGGCCCGAAUCCGACCGCCCCCGCCUCGCCGACGUCGUCCACGGCCUCGACAUUCCGGUCAUCGACCUCUCCCUCGCCGACCGGUCGCAGACCGUCGCCCAGAUUGGCGACGCCUGCACCAACUUCGGCUUCUUCCAGGUGAUUGGCCACGGGGUUGGGUCGGGUGCGACGGAGGAGAUGCUGAGGGUGGCGACGGAGUUCUUCCAGCUGCCGGUGGAGGAGAAGAUGAAGCUCUACUCCGACGACCCGGCGAAGACGAUGAGGCUGUCGACGAGCUUCAACGUGAGGAAGGAGAAAGUGCAUAAUUGGAGGGAUUACUUGAGGCUCCACUGUCAUCCUCUCCCUAAGUACGCACCUGAGUGGCCUUCCAAUCCAUCUUCUUUCAGAGGGAAACGGUGAGCAAUUACUGCCAAGAGGUCCGGCAGCUAGGGUUCCGGCUGGAAGAGCUGAUCUCCGAGAGCCUAGGGCUGGAGAAGGACCACAUAAGAAAUGUGCUAGGUGAUCAAGGCCAGCACAUGGCCGUGAACUUCUACCCGCCAUGCCCACAGCCAGAGCUCACCUACGGCCUGCCGAGCCACACCGACCCGAACGCCCUGACCAUCCUGCUCCAGGACCAGCUCGUCGCCGGCCUCCAGGUCCUCAAGGACGGCAAGUGGAUCGCCGUCAACCCCCACCCGGACGCCUUCGUCAUCAACAUCGGCGACCAGAUCCAGGUACGCGCAAGCUCGAAGUUUGUACAGGUCCAACUGCAUGUCAUCCUCCGGAAGAUAUAUGAAAGACGAGGACUUGAUUAUAAUAAACCCUUUGUAAUAGUCACACGGGACUUUAAAAAGUCCUAAAACAGUACACAAAAUAUGUAGAUACAAACACUACAGUACCGUGUGACUGUUACAACGUUAGCAAUCAGGUCCUCGCCCUUCAGAUCUUCGGACGACAACAUUCAUUGAGAGCACCAAAAAAAAAAAAAAAAGAACGAACGUUAAAACUAUUUUCCUUUUGUGUAUCGUCGUGUGUUUUUUUUUUUCGAAUUCGCGCGCAGGCUCUGAGCAACGGGAGGUACAUGAGCGUGUGGCACAGGGCGAUCACGAACACGAAGACGGCCAGGCUGUCGGUCGCUUCCUUCCUGUGCCCUGAGGAUGAUGCGCUGAUCAGCUCGCCCCAGGAGCUGGCUGGAAGGGAUGGAUCUUCAGGGGCAAUUUACAGGGGAUUCACGUAUACAGAGUACUACGAGAAGUUCUGGAGCAGGAAUCUGGAUCAGGAACACUGCUUGGAACUCUUCAAGAUGAACACAAUUGAAUAAGAGUGCAGUCUUGAAUGUGUCAAGCAUAUCUGUGAUAUAUAGAACUUUGAAUCAUCUUCAGGCAAUUCGAUAAGCUUAUUAGGAGCUUCCAACUAUUAGAGAGUAUAAGCGGUUAUGGAUAUUGUAAUGGCAUAGUAUGAAUACUAUGAGGAAUUAUAGUAGUAGUAGUAAUAAUAGCAUACAUUGGUGGUCC